AUGAGCUCCCGAUCGUCACGGGCCCCGAAGCGGCAGAAGGUCGAAGAGGAGCACUCAGGCGGCUACGACUACAGCUAUGCCGCUGCGGGAUACUCGUUCCCUGGGUACAGCUACCAAUGGCCUGCGACCCAGCCCAACCCCUACGCGCUGCCAGCUGCUUACAGCUAUGCUGCCACUUACGGCUACAGCAGUGCCUACUAUGCCGCAGCGGCGGCGGCGGCCGCGGUGCAGUCGGGCAUAGGUGAUGAGGAGACUGAGUCAGCAGUGGGGAAGAAGGGGGACUAUGAGAACCUGCUACAGGAGCUCAAGGCCAAGCAGGCUGCCCGUGCCGCCGGAGACUGCCAGCAAGAGGUGCAG
Symbiodinium natans is the source of this 357-nucleotide messenger RNA. Lineage: Eukaryota; Dinophyceae; Suessiales; Symbiodiniaceae. The record is from the annotation of a GenBank genome assembly.